AUGUCCUCGUAUAGCGAGGCGAGUCCAGGUAACUGGAUCACCGGCAGCUAUACCGGCGACAGUAAUGGCGUGCGCAUUACCAUUGCCACCUUUGUCGGUGUCGCCUGGUAUAACGUGUUGGAGCUUAUUGUGCUUAUUUUCCUCACCUUUAAGCGCUAUCAAGGCCCUUACUUUUGGAGUAUGCUGAUCUCCUCUGUCGGUAUUCUACCUUAUUCUGUCGGCUACCUGAUCAAGUUUUUCGAUCUGACCACGGCCACUUGGCUCCCUAUCACUUUACUCACGAUAGGCUGGUGGUCGAUGGUCACGGGCCAGUCAUUCGUGCUAUAUUCACGACUGCACUUGGUGCAAGAGAACCAGCGCAUCCUCCGCGCUGUGAAAGGAAUGAUCAUCAUGAACAUUUUCCUUCUACACGUCCCCACCACCGUCCUCACCUACGCCGCGAACUUCUCUCAAUCCCCCACCUCGAUCGCAGGGUACGAUAUCAUGGAAAAGCUCCAACUGACGGGCUUCUGCGUGCAAGAAGUCAUCCUCUCGAGUCUUUACAUGUGGGAGACAAAUCGCAUGCUGCGGCUGAACCGCGACCGAGGCAGUCGAAAGACUAUCAUGCAAUUACUCGCCGUCAACGUCGCCUGUAUCCUGAUGGACAUCGCGCUGAUGGUCAUCGAGUUCAUGAACUUCUACAUCUACCAAACAACUCUCAAAGCCACAUUGUACAGUAUAAAGCUGAAGCUGGAAAUCGCCGUGCUGGGCAAAUUGGUGAAAAUCGCCCACCAGCAUGUUUGGCAGUCAUCUCUCUCUGGCGGAGGGAACCAAUAUCCCUCCUUCGUGGAUCCGAGUCGCAUUGCCUCUGAUUUCAACCAUGCCGAAUCUCUUCCGCCUAGUCAGGGUUCCAAGGGUCGCACGGCUGGUCUGGAGGCUAUCGACUACCAUGAUGAUAUUCGAUAA
This is a messenger RNA of Penicillium manginii, 945 nucleotides long. RefSeq lists its product as uncharacterized. The record is from RefSeq and is a predicted model, not a curated record. Bases 1 to 945 code for a protein of 314 amino acids. NCBI's taxonomy places the organism in Eukaryota, Fungi, Ascomycota, Eurotiomycetes, Eurotiales, Aspergillaceae. The transcript has a single exon.